This is a messenger RNA of Xylaria bambusicola, 695 nucleotides long. RefSeq names its product 40S ribosomal protein S20-like protein. The transcript has 4 exons. Bases 190 to 540 code for a protein of 116 amino acids. Gene Ontology annotation, molecular function: structural constituent of ribosome; RNA binding. Gene Ontology annotation, cellular component: cytosolic small ribosomal subunit; ribosome. The record is from RefSeq and is a predicted model, not a curated record. Gene Ontology annotation, biological process: translation. Lineage: Eukaryota; Fungi; Ascomycota; Sordariomycetes; Xylariales; Xylariaceae.
ACCGCCCCACCAAGUCGCAUUUUGCUAAAAGUUGUCGCGAAACGUCCGCAAUAUCUUCACUUUUUGAUCGAUCAUCAGCCUUCAUCACGUUACCGAAACGCAAUACGUUCGAGUCGUGAAGGCAUCUUCAAUCAAUCAAUCACUCAAUCUAAACAAAUCCAUCGUUUCUUCGAUACCCCGUAGCCCAUCAUGUCUUACAACAACAAGGACAAGGAGUUCGGCGAGGCUCCCAAGACUCACAAGAUCCGCAUCACCCUGACCUCCCGCAAGGUCCAGUCUCUCGAGAAGGUCUCCCAGGAGCUCAUCGACCGUGCCAAGAGCAAGGACCUCCGCGUCAAGGGCCCCGUCCGUCUCCCUACCAAGGUCCUCAAGGUCACCACCCGUAAGACCCCUUGCGGUGAGGGUUCCAAGACCUGGGACUGCUACGAGAUGAGAAUCCACAAGCGCCUCAUCGACUUGACCGCCCCCACUGAGAUCGUCAAGCAGAUCAUUGUCAACAUCGAGGCUGGUGUCGAGGUCGAGGUUACCAUCGCCGCUUAAGUGCGUGCUAUGGAAUCACGAUUGUCCAAGUUAAACACGAUGCGAUGCUGAAGGGGCCUGACUCCGGCCGAGGAAAUCUACUCUUGGAUCAGAUGCUAGACCAACGCAGUGCCUCCUCAAUAAAAAAAAAUUGCAAAAGACGCAUCCAAGCCACA